AUACAUCCAUUCGUCAGUUUUCGGGCGAAGAGGGCAGCGCAGUUUGGUAUUUUAUUGAACGGGCUGCCAAAAAGUGAAAACUGUAAAAUGGCAAAAACCCUCUCAGCUACACAGGCUAACAAGGAGCAUGUCCUUGCAGUGUCUAGGGACUUCAUAUCCCAGCCCCGUCUGACCUACAAGACGGUGUCGGGUGUGAACGGGCCGCUGGUCAUCCUCGAUGAGGUGAAGUUCCCCAAGUUCUCAGAGAUCGUCCAGCUGAGGCUUGCCGAUGGAACCCUCCGAUCGGGUCAGGUGCUGGAAGUCAGCGGUUCCAAGGCCGUCGUCCAGGUGUUCGAGGGCACGUCGGGCAUCGACGCCAAAAACACCCUCUGCGAGUUCACCGGAGACAUCCUGCGCACACCUGUCUCUGAGGACAUGUUGGGUCGUGUAUUCAACGGCUCCGGCAAGCCCAUCGACAAAGGCCCCCCGAUCCUGGCCGAAGACUACCUGGACAUUCAGGGUCAGCCCAUCAACCCCUGGUCCCGUAUCUACCCCGAGGAGAUGAUCCAGACUGGUAUCUCCGCUAUCGACGUGAUGAACUCCAUCGCCCGUGGGCAGAAGAUUCCCAUCUUCUCCGCCGCCGGUCUUCCGCACAACGAAAUCGCCGCCCAAAUCUGUAGACAGGCCGGUCUUGUCAAGGUCCCCGGUAAAUCAGUGCUCGACGACCACGAAGACAACUUCGCCAUCGUGUUUGCCGCUAUGGGUGUCAACAUGGAAACCGCCCGGUUCUUCAAGCAGGACUUCGAAGAGAACGGCUCUAUGGAGAACGUGUGUCUGUUCUUGAACUUGGCCAACGAUCCCACUAUUGAGAGAAUCAUCACGCCCCGUCUGGCUCUGACCGCUGCCGAGUUCUUGGCUUACCAGUGCGAGAAACACGUGCUGGUAAUCUUGACGGACAUGUCGUCGUACGCCGAGGCGCUGCGUGAGGUGUCGGCCGCUCGUGAGGAGGUGCCCGGGCGACGUGGUUUCCCAGGUUACAUGUACACGGAUUUGGCCACAAUCUACGAGCGCGCCGGGCGUGUGGAGGGCCGUAACGGCUCCAUCACUCAGAUCCCCAUCCUGACCAUGCCUAACGACGAUAUUACCCACCCUAUUCCCGAUUUGACCGGCUACAUCACUGAGGGACAGAUCUACGUGGACCGUCAGCUGCACAACCGUCAAAUCUACCCACCAGUCAACGUGCUGCCGUCUCUCUCGCGUCUCAUGAAGUCCGCCAUCGGGGAGGGUAUGACCCGCAAGGACCACUCCGACGUCUCCAACCAGCUGUACGCGUGCUACGCUAUCGGCAAGGACGUGCAAGCCAUGAAGGCCGUCGUGGGUGAAGAAGCCCUGACGCCCGAUGACUUGCUGUACCUGGAGUUCCUCACCAAGUUCGAGAAGAACUUCAUCACGCAGGGUAACUACGAGAACCGCACAGUCUUCGAGUCGCUCGACAUCGGCUGGCAACUGCUCCGUAUCUUCCCCAAGGAGAUGCUCAAGCGUAUCCCCGCAUCCAUCCUCGCCGAGUUCUAUCCCCGAGACUCGCGCCACUAAACCACCACGCGGCCCAUGCCUUCUCAAACUUUUGGCGAGCCCCACCAUCGACCCUUGGGGUAGGCCAAACUUGUCAAGUAGCCCCAGUAUCAACCCUUGGGGCAGGCCACACUUGUUAAGUGGCCCCACUAUCAACCCUUGGGGCAGGCCAAACUUGUCAACUGGCCCCACUAUCAACCCUUGGGGCAGGCCAAACUUGUCAAGUGGCCCCACUAUCAACCCUUGGGGCAGACCACACUUGUCAAGUGGCCCCACUAUCAACCCUUGGGCAGGCCACACUUGUUAAGUGGCCCCACUAUCAAUCCUUGGGGCAGGCCAAACUUAUCAAGUAGCCCCAGUAUCAACCCUUGGGGCAGACCAAACUUGUCAAGUGGCCCCACUAUCAACCCUUGGGGCAGGCCAAGGUUUAGCCCCAAGACUAUUGCCCUUUUGGCAGGAGCGUAGCUGCUGUAAUUUUUCUGUAAGUUGUCCCACUACCAACUUGGCAGCUGUAUCAAUGAUACGUGUGUAAGAAAAAUAAAUGUCAAAUUUUGAUUCAGACACGCUACAUUCCUGCCUUUGGGGUAUCGGUCAUACACAUGAGGGCCUUUGUUUGUAGUUUUAUGGGACUGUAAGACAAUAUUUACCAGCUAAGAGUCCCUUAAACAAACAGAUGGCCCUACUGGUGUAUUAGUUGGCGUCAUCGAAAUGUAAUCAUGUGUAACUUAUUCGUACUCUAGCAGUAUUUGUGUUUGACAAGUUUUAGUAAUGAUUUUGAUAUGCAUUCUCAAUUUUAUUUGUUUUUGCAUAUCAGAGUUAAGACUCGUAUGAAUAUGUUACAGAAUUGAUUUCGUAGUGUCAUAUCUAGCUCACUUUAGAAGCUGCAAAAAGUUUGAGAUGUGCUGUUUACUAUUCCGCGGUACCUUGUAAGAUAAAAUAUUGUUUAUUAUAAUAGUAAGUUGUUAAUAGUUAAUGUGUAUUUACUGUAUUACGAUCAAUUUACAAAAAAAUAAAACUAAAUCGUGUCUCUAAAGUUUUCUGUGUAAGUUAACGUCUCGUGUAUAUAAUUUCCCAUAGUGUGAUAUGCCGAAAUGAUAAAUUAUUGAGAUAUUAUAUUUUUGAAUAGAUGCAGUUUUCUUUUUUGGUGCUUUGGACUCGUUGAAAAUUUAUACAAUUAUAUUUGCAAUAUAUUAUAUUAUUUUGUGCACAAAAUGUUGUGAUGUGUUCAAAUCUGUGUAAUCGAAAAUUUAAGAGUUUAAUGUGAUAUUACUCGCUUGAAGUAGAGCAGUUGAAAGAUGAAUAUCUAUGUAAAUAUAAUGGAUAUUUCAGCCAGUAAGUAACGCCCGUUACAUUCCAAAAUUACUGUUACCCACGUUCGCUCCAAAGCUAGACUUCUAAUUCUGACUAAAAUGAAUUAGGAAUCUGUUGUUUUCGAUGGAAAUAAAGUAUAGAAAGUUAA
Ostrinia nubilalis (European corn borer) is the source of this 3010-nucleotide messenger RNA. RefSeq names its product V-type proton ATPase subunit B (gene Vha55). Gene Ontology annotation, molecular function: ATP binding; proton-transporting ATPase activity, rotational mechanism. Gene Ontology annotation, cellular component: proton-transporting V-type ATPase, V1 domain. Gene Ontology annotation, biological process: vacuolar acidification; proton transmembrane transport; ATP metabolic process. NCBI's taxonomy places the organism in Eukaryota, Metazoa, Arthropoda, Insecta, Lepidoptera, Crambidae. The transcript is spliced from 11 exons. The record is from RefSeq and is a predicted model, not a curated record. The coding region runs from base 88 to 1572 and encodes 494 amino acids.